AUGAUCGAAUCUAACUAUCUCGCCGAGAAACGUCUUCUCCGACACCCAAAUCCAAAACUCCUUGUUCUUCGAUUGGAAAUAUCUAGUGACCGUUGUUCAAGAACCAUAUUUUUGGCGACUAAUUCAAAAGAUGAUCACAACGACCAUAUAAAAAUCUUCAUUCAUUCUUACAAAUCUCCACUUCCAUAUCCCAUAUAUUCAAUGUACGAUAUAGCUGGUCAAAUAAUGGGGUAUUGCAACGGUUUAGUCUGCAUCUUCGAUCUCGGCUACAUUUAUCUGAUUAACCCCGCAACAAGAAAACUCCGGAUUCUUUCUCCCGAGUUUUUGCGAGCGUAUACAGACCGAACGGGUUGGUCGAAUGAAUUGCCAAUUAGUGUGGGAUUUGGAAGAGACAUGGUUACAGGAACAUACAAAGUAAUUUUGAUGUAUUUAUACGAUCGUCAUUUUAUCAAGACCGAAGCCUUAAACCUCGAAAGUGGUGAACGAAGAUACGUACACUUCCCCAUUUUAUACGAUGAACUUGGCGAUGAUAAAAGAUCAAUAUUUGCAAAUGGAUCGCUUUAUUGGUUGCCAAAGCCACUUUCUCUUUUCACUAAUAAAUUAAUAAAGCUGGCAGCCAUAGAUCUUCACACAGAAACAUUUCGUUAUGUGUCACUACCGAGUUGGUACACCAAAUACUCCAAAAGUGUCUACUUAUGGAGUCUGAAAGAUAGUUUAUGUCUAUCUGAUGUGCAACAGACUCCGAGAGUAGACGUAUGGAGUUUGCAGCAAGAAGAUCCUAGUGUGAAGUGGGAAAAGAUUUUUUCAGUUAAUAUUUUAAGCACGAAUUGUUUAGACGCUAACUUUUGGAAGCUUGGUCUAGCUGCUUAUUAUUUUAGCUCUACAGGAAGAUAUCCAGCUAAUAAUCCUUUAGAUCAAGUCCCCAAUGAUCACUGCAGCAGCGUUUUGUAUACGGAGAAAUUGGGUUCUUCAGUCUAG
Molecule: messenger RNA, 978 nt
Organism: Camelina sativa (false flax)
Lineage: Eukaryota; Viridiplantae; Streptophyta; Magnoliopsida; Brassicales; Brassicaceae
Product: putative F-box protein At1g71320
Source: RefSeq, a predicted model, not a curated record